Leishmania major strain Friedlin is the source of this 6774-nucleotide messenger RNA. RefSeq names its product putative kinesin. Gene Ontology annotation, biological process: microtubule-based movement. NCBI's taxonomy places the organism in Eukaryota, Euglenozoa, Kinetoplastea, Trypanosomatida, Trypanosomatidae. The transcript has a single exon. The coding region runs from base 1 to 6774 and encodes 2257 amino acids. Gene Ontology annotation, molecular function: microtubule binding; ATP binding; plus-end-directed microtubule motor activity. The record is from RefSeq and is a predicted model, not a curated record.
AUGCGCCGCGCGGAGGCGAUUAAGCACAACAACCGCGUGAACGUGUACGUGCGCGUGCGCGCGUUCCGCGAAGACGAGACGAGCGGGGACAUGGGUCAGCUGGCGGUGAACAUGGACGACAGCGCUGUGGAGGUGACGGUGCCGAAGAAGGGCCGCUUCACGUUUGGGUUCGACGGCUGCUUCUGGAGCAACGACCGUGCAUGCCCGUCUGGGAAGGCGUCGGCGUCGCAGGAGGACGUGUUCGACGAGGUCGGGCGGCCGCUUGUGGAGAACGCGCUGGCGGGGUACAACGCUGCUGUGAUGGCGUACGGGCAGACGGGGAGCGGGAAGACGUACACGUCGUUCGGGCCGCCGGGGUCGAUCGGGACGUCGCAGGAGGGCCUGAUUCCGCGCGUAUGCAACAUGAUCUUCUCGCGCGCGGCAAACAGCGCGCAGAAGGGCGUGACGUACACGGUGUCUGUGUCGAUGCUGGAGGUGUACCUGGAGGACGUGUUUGACCUGCUGAACCACCGCAAGCAGCUGAGUGUGCGGAACGACUUCACGAGCAACACGUUCAGCGUUGUUGGGCAGAAGACGGUGCCCGUGAACAGCUACAUGGACGUGCUUGCGGUGCUGAACAAGGCCGAGCCGCUGCGGACGUUCGCGGCGACGAGCAUCCACGACCACUCAUCGCGCGCGCACACGCUAUUCAUGCUGGAGGUGCAGACGCACUUCGACGCGCCGGAUCUUGCACCGCGGUGCGCGAAGAUCCUGCUUGCGGAUCUCGCAGGGAGCGAGCGGAUCCGGCUUGCGGGAACGGAGGAGGGGCUUGCGUUCGAGCAGGCGCGCAACAUCAACCUGUCGCUGCUGGCGCUGGGGUCGUGCAUCGAGGCGGUUGCGACGCGUGGGCGGGGCAACUCGCGGCCGAUCCCGGAGUUUCGCAACAGCACGCUGACGAAGCUGCUGAAGGACUACAUUGGCGGGAACAGCAUCUCGACGAUGAUGGUGACGAUCUCGCCGAGCGAGCGCGACGCGAACCUGUCUGUGCAGACGCUGCGGUUUGCUGACCGCGCGAAGCAGAUCACGACGCACGCGCACGUGAACACGGUGGACCCGCAGCAGGCGAAGCAGGACGGGAGCGAGCUGGGCGACCGGUGGCGCGACGAGUACCUGCGGAAGAAGGAGGCGCUGUACGCGGAGUACCAACUGAAGGGGACCAUCGAGAAGCUGCUUGCGCGGAUCGCGGAACUGGAGGCGAGGCUGCGUGAGUGCGCGGACGACGAGCUUGCGCUGCACCUGACGACGGAGAUCGAGGAGCUGCAGAAGGCGCUGACGGAGGCGGACUACCAGAUGGGGCUGCAGCGGCAGAUCCUGUACGGCGAGUUCCUGAUGCUGGAGGACGAGCUGCGCGAGCUGAAUACGAAGAUGCAGGAGAUGAAGGAGGAGCACGAGGAGGCGAUGGAGGGGCUUCUUGGCGAGGAGGCCGGGCGGUUCGAGGAGAUGAAGCGCGGGUACGAGGCGCGGCUGCGCGCGCUCCAGAGCGAGAGCGACGCUGCGCUUGCUGCGUCCACGGACGAGAUCGCUGCGCUGCGGCGCCUGGUGGCGGAGCUGCAGGAGCGCCUCGCGGCGAAGGAGACGGAGUGCGCAGACCUUGCGGACCGGCUGAGUGCGCUACAGGCGAAGUACGACGCUGACACUUGCGCCGGCGAGCGCGCGCGCAUUGAACUGGAAGCGCAGCUGGAGGAGUCGGAUAAGCAACUGGGCGAGCUGACGGAGCGCCAGGCCCGGCUGAACGCGGCAAUGGAGAGCACCGCGGAGACGCUGCAGGAGACGUCCGCGAAGCUGGCCGACACCGAGGAGACGCUGCAGGAGACGUCCGCGAAGCUGGCCGACACCGAGGAGACGCUGCAGGAGACGUCCGCGAAGCUGGCCGACACCGAGGAGACGCUGCAGGAGACGUCCGCGAAGCUGGCCGACACCGAGGAGACGCUGCAGGAGACGUCCGCGAAGCUCGCUGACACCGAGGAGACGCUGCAGGAGACAUCCGCGAAGCUCGCCGACACCGAGGAGACGCUGCAGGAGACAUCCGCGAAGCUGGCCGACACCGAGGAGACGCUGCAGGAGACGUCCGUGAAGCUCGCUGACACCGAGGAGACGCUGCAGGAGACGUCCGCGAAGCUCGCCGACACCGAGGAGACGCUGCAGGAGACGUCCGCGAAGCUCGCCGACACCGAGGAGACGCUGCAGGAGACGUCCGCGAAGCUGGCCGACACCGAGGAGACGCUGCAGGAGACGUCCGCGAAGCUCGCCGACACCGAGGAGACGCUGCAGGAGACGUCCGCGAAGCUCGCUGACACCGAGGAGACGCUGCAGGAGACAUCCGCGAAGCUCGCCGACACCGAGCAGACGCUGCAGGAGACGUCCGCGAAGCUGGCCGACACCGAGGAGACGCUGCAGGAGACGUCCGCGAAGCUCGCUGACACCGAGGAGACGCUGCAGGAGACGUCCGCGAAGCUGGCCGACACCGAGGAGACGCUGCAGGAGACGUCCGCGAAGCUGGCCGACACCGAGGAGACGCUGCAGGAGACAUCCGCGAAGCUCGCCGACACCGAGGAGACGCUGCAGGAGACGUCCACGAAGCUCGCUGACACCGAGCAGACGCUGCAGGAGACAUCCGCGAAGCUCGCCGACACCGAGGAGACGCUGCAGGAGACGUCCGCGAAGCUGGCCGACACCGAGGAGACGCUGCAGGAGACGUCCGCGAAGCUGGCCGACACCGAGGAGACGCUGCAGGAGACGUCCGCGAAGCUGGCCGACACCGAGGAGACGCUGCAGGAGACGUCCGCGAAGCUGGCCGACACCGAGGAGACGCUGCAGGAGACGUCCGCGAAGCUCGCUGACACCGAGGAGACGCUGCAGGAGACAUCCGCGAAGCUCGCCGACACCGAGGAGACGCUGCAGGAGACAUCCGCGAAGCUCGCCGACACCGAGGAGACGCUGCAGGAGACGUCCGCGAAGCUCGCCGACACCGAGGAGACGCUGCAGGAGACGUCCGCGAAGCUGGCCGACACCGAGGAGACGCUGCAGGAGACGUCCGCGAAGCUGGCCGACACCGAGGAGACGCUGCAGGAGACGUCCGCGAAGCUCGCCGACACCGAGGAGACGCUGCAGGAGACGUCCGCGAAGCUGGCCGACACCGAGGAGACGCUGCAGGAGACGUCCGCGAAGCUGGCCGACACCGAGGAGACGCUGCAGGAGACGUCCGCGAAGCUGGCCGACACCGAGGAGACGCUGCAGGAGACGUCCGCGAAGCUGGCCGACACCGAGGAGACGCUGCAGGAGACGUCCGCGAAGCUCGCCGACACCGAGGAGACGCUGCAGGAGACGUCCGCGAAGCUCGCUGACACCGAGGAGACGCUGCAGGAGACGUCCGCGAAGCUGGCCGACACCGAGGAGACGCUGCAGGAGACGUCCGCGAAGCUGGCCGACACCGAGGAGACGCUGCAGGAGACGUCCGCGAAGCUCGCUGACACCGAGGAGACGCUGCAGGAGACGUCCGCGAAGCUGGCCGACACCGAGGAGACGCUGCAGGAGACGUCCGCGAAGCUGGCCGACACCGAGGAGACGCUGCAGGAGACGUCCGCGAAGCUCGCCGACACCGAGGAGACGCUGCAGGAGACGUCCGUGAAGCUCGCUGACACCGAGGAGACGCUGCAGGAGACGUCCGUGAAGCUCGCUGACACCGAGGAGACGCUGCAGGAGACAUCCGCGAAGCUGGCCGACACCGAGGAGACGCUGCAGGAGACGUCCGCGAAGCUCGCUGACACCGAGGAGACGCUGCAGGAGACGUCCGCGAAGCUCGCUGACACCGAGGAGACGCUGCAGGAGACAUCCGCGAAGCUCGCUGACACCGAGGAGACGCUGCAGGAGACAUCCGCGAAGCUGGCCGACACCGAGGAGACGCUGCAGGAGACGUCCGUGAAGCUCGCUGACACCGAGGAGACGCUGCAGGAGACAUCCGCGAAGCUGGCCGACACCGAGGAGACGCUGCAGGAGACAUCCGCGAAGCUGGCCGACACCGAGGAGACGCUGCAGGAGACGUCCGUGAAGCUCGCUGACACCGAGGAGACGCUGCAGGAGACAUCCGCGAAGCUGGCCGACACCGAGGAGACGCUGCAGGAGACGUCCGCGAAGCUCGCUGACACCGAGGAGACGCUGCAGGAGACGUCCGCGAAGCUCGCUGACACCGAGGAGACGCUGCAGGAGACAUCCGCGAAGCUCGCUGACACCGAGGAGACGCUGCAGGAGACGUCCGCGAAGCUCGCUGACACCGAGGAGACGCUGCAGGAGACGUCCGCGAAGCUGGCCGACACCGAGGAGACGCUGCAGGAGACGUCCGCGAAGCUGGCCGACACCGAGGAGACGCUGCAGGAGACGUCCGCGAAGCUCGCCGACACCGAGGAGACGCUGCAGGAGACAUCCGCGAAGCUGGCCGACACCGAGGAGACGCUGCAGGAGACGUCCGCGAAGCUCGCUGACACCGAGGAGACGCUGCAGGAGACGUCCGCGAAGCUGGCCGACACCGAGGAGACGCUGCAGGAGACGUCCGCGAAGCUGGCCGACACCGAGGAGACGCUGCAGGAGACGUCCGCGAAGCUCGCUGACACCGAGGAGACGCUGCAGGAGACGUCCGCGAAGCUCGCUGACACCGAGGAGACGCUGCAGGAGACGUCCGCGAAGCUCGCUGACACCGAGGAGACGCUGCAGGAGACGUCCGCGAAGCUCGCUGACACCGAGGAGACGCUGCAGGAGACGUCCGCGAAGCUCGCUGACACCGAGGAGACGCUGCAGGAGACAUCCGCGAAGCUCGCUGACACCGAGGAGACGCUGCAGGAGACAUCCGCGAAGCUCGCUGACACCGAGGAGACGCUGCAGGAGACAUCCGCGAAGCUCGCCGACACCGAGGAGACGCUGCAGGAGACGUCCGCGAAGCUCGCUGACACCGAGGAGACGCUGCAGGAGACGUCCGCGAAGCUCGCUGACACCGAGGAGACGCUGCAGGAGACAUCCGCGAAGCUCGCUGACACCGAGGAGACGCUGCAGGAGACAUCCGCGAAGCUCGCUGACACCGAGGAGACGCUGCAGGAGACAUCCGCGAAGCUCGCUGACACCGAGGAGACGCUGCAGGAGACGUCCGCGAAGCUCGCUGACACCGAGGAGACGCUGCAGGAGACAUCCGCGAAGCUCGCCGACACCGAGGAGACGCUGCAGGAGACAUCCGCGAAGCUCGCUGACACCGAGGAGACGCUGCAGGAGACAUCCGCGAAGCUCGCUGACACCGAGGAGACGCUGCAGGAGACGUCCGCGAAGCUCGCUGACACCGAGGAGACGCUGCAGGAGACAUCCGCGAAGCUCGCCGACACCGAGGAGACGCUGCAGGAGACGUCCGCGAAGCUCGCUGACACCGAGGAGACGCUGCAGGAGACGUCCGCGAAGCUCGCUGACACCGAGGAGACGCUGCAGGAGACAUCCGCGAAGCUCGCUGACACCGAGGAGACGCUGCAGGAGACGUCCGCGAAGCUCGCUGACACCGAGCAGACGCUGCAGGAGACGUCCGCGAAGCUCGCUGACACCGAGGAGACGCUGCAGGAGACAUCCGCGAAGCUCGCUGACACCGAGGAGACGCUGCAGGAGACAUCCGCGAAGCUCGCUGACACCGAGGAGACGCUGCAGGAGACGUCCGCGAAGCUCGCUGACACCGAGGAGACGCUGCAGGAGACAUCCGCGAAGCUCGCCGACACCGAGGAGACGCUGCAGGAGACGUCCGCGAAGCUCGCUGACACCGAGGAGACGCUGCAGGAGACAUCCGCGAAGCUCGCUGACACCGAGGAGACGCUGCAGGAGACAUCCGCGAAGCUCGCCGACACCGAGGAGACGCUGCAGGAGACAUCCGCGAAGCUCGCUGACACCGAGGAGACGCUGCAGGAGACGUCCGCGAAGCUCGCUGACACCGAGGAGACGCUGCAGGAGACAUCCGCGAAGCUCGCCGACACCGAGGAGACGCUGCAGGAGACAUCCGCGAAGCUCGCUGACACCGAGGAGACGCUGCAGGAGACGUCCGCGAAGCUCGCUGACACCGAGGAGACGCUGCAGGAGACAUCCGCGAAGCUCGCCGACACCGAGGAGACGCUGCAGGAGACAUCCGCGAAGCUCGCUGACACCGAGGAGACGCUGCAGGAGACGUCCGCGAAGCUCGCUGACACCGAGGAGACGCUGCAGGAGACAUCCGCGAAGCUCGCUGACACCGAGGAGACGCUUUCAGCGGAGAUCGCGUUGUUGACGGAGCAGCUUGGUGUGGCGCACACUUUAUGUGAGCAGCAGGGCGCGUACAUGAACCAGCUGCUGACGUACGUGAGCGCAGCAUACAACGUGACUCUGGAUGGGAUGACGGAGGUGCAGGCGACAGCUGUGGCUGAUAUCCUGAGGCAGUGCGACUAUGCACUUCGCUCUGUGGCGCAGGCUGCCAGUGACGAGGUGGAGCACGUAAAGGAGAUGUACAAUAUGGUCGACGGCAACUACAAGGAGACGGCAGCGCGCUUCGAUAUACUGCGCCGCAUUCUGGGAAAGAUCGAUCAGGAUGUCAAGGAGGCGAGCGUGGAGAUCGACGCACCGGAGCGGCGGCAGACCUGCUCUUUACACCCGACGCCGCGGCGCUUGGGCGACGUCUCGAACCGCGAGAACAGCAUCGAGAACAAGACCCGCUCCGCAUCUCGGCUGUCUGGACGGCUAUUUUAG